AUGUGUCCCACUGUGUGUCUGCUGUCUUUCCUCUGUGUGGUCAGCUCAGCGCGUGCCACCUCCUUUGAAUCAGAGGAGGUCGUACCUGUCCGGGUGGACGCCAGACUCAGGGGUCAUUUUUGGAAAAGGAGCGAGGAGCAGCGCAGCUACACCCUGAGCGCGUUCGGCACGCGCCUGACCCUGAAGCUCACCCCGGACCCCAUCUUCAUGGCGCCCUCCUUCACCAUCCAGCGCCUCAGGGCCCAGGCCGCCCAGCGCCCCGACCCCAGCAGCUCCAUGAACCGGACCGAGGAGAGCGGAGCGCGUCUCAGGAGCUGCUUUUACUCCGGGAGCGUGGAUCAGGACGAGAACUCGCACGUGGCGGUCAGUUUGUGCUCGGGCAUCUUGGGCUCCUUCAUCACGGAGGGGACGGAGUACGUGAUCAAGCCCAAAGUGCGCGGCGGCCGCGGUCCGGACGCUGCGGAGCGGCCACACGUGAUCAGGAGGAGGACUGGUGUCCAGGUCCAAGGAGCUCCGCUCCUGCUUGACAGCUCCUCGGAGGAGAUGCAGGCGGAAAGUUUGACGCUGGGCGGCGGUGACGCACAGAGGGAACCCCGCCAGAGGCGCUUCGUGUCCGCGCCACGCUUCAUAGAGACCCUGGUGGUCGCAGACGCAACCAUGACCCAGUUCUAUGGAGACGAAAUAAAGCACUACAUUCUUACCCUAAUGUCCAUGGCUGCCCAACUGUACAAGCACCCCAGCAUAAAGAACUCAGUAAACAUGGUGGUGGUGAAAAUGUUAGUGGUGGAGGACGAGCAGGUUGGACCAGAGAUCUCCAGCAAUGGAGACAUGGCGCUGAGGAACUUCUGCUCCUGGCAGCAGCUUUUCAAUCCACUGAGCCAGAGGCACCUGGAGCAUUAUGACACUGCCAUACUGUUCACCAGAGAGGACAUUUGUGGACAGAAGAGUUGUGACACCUUGGGUGUGGCUGAUGUCGGGACGAUGUGUGACCCCAAAAGAAGCUGCUCAGUUAUUGAAGACAACGGCCUGCAAGCUGCCUUCACCGUGGCACAUGAGCUUGGUCAUGUGCUGAGUAUGCCUCAUGAUGACUCGAAGACGUGCGAGAGGCUGUUUGGGGAUCUGGGAGGACAUUACCUGAUGGCUCCUUUUUAUGUUCGUCUCAACAGCACCGCACCUUGGUCUCCCUGCAGUGCGCUCUACAUCACAGAGUUUUUUGACAAUGGACAUGGGGACUGCCUGCUGGAUGCCCCUGAGAGUACCAUGCCUUUACCACAGGAACUGCCUGGUACCACGUAUAGCCUGGACCAGCAGUGCCAGCAGACCUUUGGAGAGGAGUUUAUGCACUGCCCCAACACCUCAGACAGUGAUAUCUGCAGCCAGCUGUGGUGUAAAGAGGAUGGUAUGCAGCAGUGCUCCACCAAGAAUGGCAGUUUUCCCUGGGCUGACGGAACCCCUUGUGGUCCCAUCAGGACCUGCCUGCAGGGAGCAUGUGAGCUGAUUGAAGAAAGGAUGCAGCCGUUGAUGGUUGUGGACGGUGGCUGGAGCUUGUGGGGACCAUGGCAGCAGUGUUCCAGGACAUGUGGUGGUGGGGUGGAGUUCUCUUACAGGGAAUGUACCGAGCCAGUGCCUCAGAACGGAGGGAAGUACUGUGAGGGACAGAGGGUUCGGUACCAGUCCUGCAACAUCCAGCCGUGCAACAACAGUGAAGGGAAAAGUUUUAGAGAAGAGCAGUGUGAGAAAUACAACAGCCCUAACUUCUUGGACCACAAUGGGAAGAUGAAACAGUGGAUCCCAAAGCAUACCGGAGUUUCCCCCAGAGACAGGUGCAAGCUGUUCUGCAGGUCCAGGGGCAGCAGUGAGUUCAAAGUCUUUCAGUCUAAGGUGAUUGAUGGGACCACCUGUGGCCCCGAUACCACAUCGGUUUGUGUUCAAGGCCAGUGUGUGAAAGCAGGCUGUGAUCAGCUGAUCGGAUCCAGCAAGAGGGUGGAUAAGUGUGGACUGUGUGGAGGGAACGGACUCGGCUGCAGAAAGAUCACAGGCUCCUACAACAAAGCAAUAUAUGGAUACAGUGACAUUGUCACAAUCCCUAUUGGUGCUACUAAUAUUGACAUCAAGCAGCGCAGCCACAAAGGAUUGAAACAUGAUGGGAAUUACCUGGCAGUGAAAAAAGAGAGUGGCACUUACAUCCUCAAUGGUAACUUCUCUGUGUCUACAGUGGAGCAGGACAUUCCAGUGCUGGGUGCAGUGUUAAAAUACAGUGGCUCUUCCACCACGUUAGAGAGGAUCCAGAGCUUCAGGCAGCUGAAGGAGGCCAUCACUAUCCAAGUCCUGGCCACAGGAGGUGAUGACAAUUCCCCCAAAAUUAAGUAUACCUUUUUUGUCCCUAGAGAUGUGACAUUCAACAAGUCCAAAGAGAAAAAGGGCUCUUACUUGUCUAUGCUUACAUUUGAUAGUGUGCCUGAAUGGGUACCGGGAGAAUGGUCUGAGUGCUCCAAGACCUGUGGCUCUGGAUGGUCCAGGAGGACUGUUGAAUGCAAAGAUAGAGAAGGCUUUUACUCUAGCCAGUGUGACAAAGAACUAAAGCCCACUGACAUAAGGCCUUGUGGGGAUCUGCCAUGCCCCAUUUGGCAAAUGGGACCUUGGUCUGCCUGUUCACGGACUUGUGGCCAGGGUGAGCGUCGUCGGAGUGUAUUCUGCAUAGACUACACUGGGAAGACUGUAGAGCCGGAGAAGUGUGAUCCAAACAAAACCCCAGAGCCAGUCUCUGGGGAUUGUAACAACCAGGACUGCUUAUGA
Messenger RNA from Nematolebias whitei (Rio pearlfish), 2796 nucleotides. Its product is annotated as A disintegrin and metalloproteinase with thrombospondin motifs 8-like. Gene Ontology annotation, molecular function: metalloendopeptidase activity; zinc ion binding. The record is from RefSeq and is a predicted model, not a curated record. The transcript is spliced from 9 exons. Gene Ontology annotation, biological process: proteolysis; extracellular matrix organization. NCBI's taxonomy places the organism in Eukaryota, Metazoa, Chordata, Actinopteri, Cyprinodontiformes, Rivulidae. Bases 1 to 2796 code for a protein of 931 amino acids.